UGAUUGGAGACAGACAGUGAGUUUCCCUGCGUUCCACAUCUCCAUUCCCUUUCCUUGUUGACUCUGAAUUUUGAUUUUCGUCCUACCCAAAACUUUCUUCUGUUUCUGUAAUGCAACUCUAAUAUUUUCAUGUGUUCUACAUUUGGAUUAUUAUCGGUCGCCUUCACAAACCCAUCUCACAGAUUCACCUAACACCCUUUCAUUUCAAUCAAAAGCACCAUUCCCUCUUCAAUUCUACCUCCAAUUUUUCCCUUUUGUUCAUUCUGCACUUCUGAUAAAAGGGUUGAUUGAAUUUGAUUCAUUUUUCAUCAAUUUUUUUGGGAACCAGCGAGAGCACGAUGGGAGAUGUGGCAAAGGACCUUACAGCUGGGACUGUUGGAGGGGCAUCACAAUUGAUAGUUGGACAUCCAUUUGACACCAUCAAGGUCAAGCUUCAAAGCCAACCUACACCACUCCCUGGCCAGCUUCCCAGGUAUUCUGGUGCAAUUGAUGCUGUCAAGCAGACAGUGGCAGCUGAAGGUCCAAGGGGUUUAUACAAGGGUAUGGGAGCCCCACUUGCCACAGUAGCCGCCUUCAAUGCUGUCCUGUUUACAGUUAGGGGACAAAUGGAAGCAUUACUGAGGUCGCAUCCCGGUGCUAUCCUCACAGUAAAUCAGCAGGUUGUUUGUGGAGCUGGAGCCGGGAUUGCUGUUUCCUUUCUAGCAUGCCCUACUGAAUUGAUCAAAUGCAGAUUGCAAGCUCAAAGUACGCUAGCUGGCUCCGGAGCAGCUGCAGUGGCAGUGAAAUAUGGUGGACCUAUGGAUGUGGCCAGGCAUGUUCUCAGGUCAGAAGGGGGCUUGAAAGGUCUUUUCAAGGGCUUGGUUCCCACUAUGGCACGAGAAAUACCAGGAAAUGCUGCAAUGUUUGGUGCAUAUGAAGCAUUAAAGCAAUUACUUGCAGGUGGCACUGAUACCUCAGGACUGGGUAGAGGUUCUUUGUUGCUUGCUGGAGGCUUGGCUGGAGCUGCCUUCUGGGCCAUAGUUUACCCAACUGAUGUUGUUAAGAGUGUGAUUCAAGUAGAUGAUUACAAAAACCCAAAGUUUUCUGGUUCAAUUGAUGCUUUCAGAAGAAUUCGAGCUUCUGAGGGGCUCAAAGGCCUGUACAAGGGUUUCGGUCCUGCUAUGGCUCGAAGUGUUCCUGCUAAUGCAGCUUGCUUCUUGGCAUAUGAAAUGACAAGAUCAGCUAUGGGAUGAUUAAUUCAUACAGAAAGCCUCAUAGGAGGGGUGCCAUUGAGUUCCCAUGUUUCCUUUUUCUUUUUUUAAUUCCUAAAACAUUUUCAUUUCAUGCAUUGCAAUUGUAAUAUGGCCACAAAGGCUUAACUUGUUAUUGCUUCAAGGAAUCAUUCUUUCACCCGUGGAAAUACAUGCAUCCUUUUUUA
Molecule: messenger RNA, 1417 nt
Organism: Cajanus cajan (pigeon pea)
Lineage: Eukaryota; Viridiplantae; Streptophyta; Magnoliopsida; Fabales; Fabaceae
Product: mitochondrial carnitine/acylcarnitine carrier-like protein
Biological process (GO): mitochondrial L-ornithine transmembrane transport
Molecular function (GO): L-ornithine transmembrane transporter activity
Source: RefSeq, a predicted model, not a curated record